AAUGCCGUUUGUGGUGCCAGAUCUUUGUUUAUAGCCCUUAAACUAACUUUAUGUCAUGUGUCUUUUCUCCAUUAACUAGUAUGCAGGAAUAGGUGGAGAGUCAUUGGCAACGUUGCUGAAGCGUGCUACCGCCUCCCUGACCUAUAGCGCCCUCUGUCUUCCUGAUAACAUCUCUGAGAGAGGCCUGGAGAAUGUACCCCACUACUACUACAGAGAUGAUGGGAUGAAACUGUGGAACAUCAUCAACAAGUUUGUUGCGGCUUUCUUGUCACACUACUAUCAAUGUGAUGCACACAUGCAGAAGGACACAGAGCUGCAGCAAUGGAUCAGUGAGAUAUUCACCAAUGGCUUCCUGGGAAGAGAUGGCUCAGGAAUACCAUCAUCUCUUCAGACUGUGACAGAGCUCGUCAAGUUUGUCACCAUGGUGAUCUUCACUGCGUCAGCCCAACAUGCCGCUCUAAACAAUGGACAGUUUGACUUUGGCGGCUGGAUGCCUAACUUCCCCAGUGCCCUCAGAAAGCCCCCUCCCAAGGAGAAAGGCCAGACCACUGAGGACACGAUCCUGGAGACCCUUCCUGAUGUGAGCACGACAGUGAAUAUAAUGGCUGUCCUGAGACUGCUGACCCAGGAUUCUGCAGACCAAUACCCUCUGGGACAUUUCCCAGAAAAUCUGCAUGAUGAAGAGGUCCUCUGCAAGCUCAUUGAAGAGUUUCAGAAGGAUCUGAGGAAGUUGUCGGAUCUCAUCGAGGAGCGGAACAAGAAUUUGGAGCUUCCCUACACCUAUCUGAACCCCAAAAAUGUGGACAACAGUGUAGCCAUUUGAAAGGAGACAGAAUUCUUUCUUACCGUGUUUGUAUUUCUAUUUAUAACUUUGUCAAUAAAAAUAAAGACCAAAGCAAAAAUAA
Molecule: messenger RNA, 905 nt
Organism: Megalobrama amblycephala (Wuchang bream)
Lineage: Eukaryota; Metazoa; Chordata; Actinopteri; Cypriniformes; Xenocyprididae
Product: hydroperoxide isomerase ALOXE3-like
Exons: 5
Coding region: 224-823 (199 amino acids)
Biological process (GO): lipid oxidation; linoleic acid metabolic process
Molecular function (GO): oxidoreductase activity, acting on single donors with incorporation of molecular oxygen, incorporation of two atoms of oxygen; metal ion binding
Source: RefSeq, a predicted model, not a curated record